AUGGGCAUGGCCCUUUACCGCAGGGCCGUGCUCGCUGCCUCCUUCCGCCGCCCCUCCGCCAUCCGCGCUGCCGCCGCGCGUCUCUCUUCCUCCGCGCGCCUCGCUCCCACUGCGCGUGCCGGCAUCCUGUUGCCUUCACUUCGCCGAUUCCCCGCGCACACAUCCCGCGCGGCCCUACUAUGUAGCCCCUCCGCGGCCUCCGCGCGGCACCUUGACCUUCCCAGCUCCGCGCGGAGCUUCCGCGCAUCACUGUGCGCGCCCAGGGCGCUCGCGGGGAUUGGCGGAAGCGAAAGGCAGCUGCUGGCCUCCGCCCGCAGCGGAGACGGGGGCGCAGGAAUCGGCGCAAUAAGGGGUGUGUCCAUCAGCGCGGGUAGCGGCGCAGCAGACGCGCAGUUGCGGACGGCGGAGGGGAAGGAUGGCGGCACGGAGGCCGUGCGGGCCAGCGCAUCCGGGGGGGCAGAGGGGGGGAAGGAGGGGCGGGGCAAGGCGAGGGCGGGGAAGAAGAGCAGAUCCAGCUACGGCGCGGAGCACAUCCAGGUGUUGGAGGGGUUGGAGCCGGUGCGGCGGCGGCCAGGCAUGUACAUCGGCAGCACCGGGCCCCGUGGCCUGCACCACCUGGUGUACGAGGUGGUGGACAACGCCAUCGACGAGGCGCAGGCGGGCCAUGCGAGCACCGUGGCCGUGCUGCUGGGGGCCGACGGCUCCGUGUGCGUCACUGACAACGGCCGCGGGAUCCCAACAGAUAUCCAUCCAUCAACGGGCAAGUCCGCACUGGAGACCGUGCUCACAGUGCUGCAUGCGGGCGGCAAGUUCGGGGGCGACUCAAGCGGUUACCGUGUGUCGGGAGGGCUGCACGGCGUGGGAGUGUCGGUCGUCAACGCUCUCUCUCAGUGGCUGGAAGCACGCGUGUGGCGGGACGGGCGGCAGUACUCACAGCGCUUUGAGAGGGGCGUCCCCGUGGGGGGGAUGAGGGUGGAGGAGGGGGGGGGUGCAGGGGCACACGAAGGGGAGGCGCAGCGCACAGGCACUCAAAUACACUUCCUGCCAGACCCCACAGGUGCUGCUGCAACCGCUGUGCAUCCUUCAUUGAAUCACCAUCACCACCUUUCGCGUCAGCACUCAACCUUUCCCCUCGUCCAUCGCCUCGCGCAGCUAUUGUCAUCACCACCACAAGGCACUCAAUGCUCAUUCAAGCACGUCACCACCAUCGCUGCCAUUGACAUCCCCCGCUCUCACCCCCAGCCUAAUUUCCAUGCCCCGUGCCCCUCUCAUUCCGCCCGCCCCUCUGCGCGCCCGGCAGUGUUCACCACCACCACGGCGCUGGACUUCACCACCAUAGCGGCGCGCCUCAGAGAGCUCGCCUUCCUCAACCCGCAGGCACGCCCACCCUUCGUCCCCCUCUGCCGCCUCUUCCCCGUCUCGCCUCCUCUGCCGCCUCUGACUCGUUUGCCGUCUCGGCUCUGUCUGUCGUACACGAGCCUUGCACUCACCUCAAACCCUCUCACAUCAAGGGCCGCAAUUUUGCCCCAUGCUAAUAGCGAACUUCCACUUUGCAGUGUGGCCGUGCCUGCAUGCUCCUCUCUUGUUCCUCCCCACACACCUUCCUUCCUGCCACCCCUCUCCACCAUGCCCCCCCCGACACAGGUGGUGAUUCACCUGAAGGAGGAGGGGGGGCGGUCAGCGGACUUCCACUUUGCGGGCGGGCUGCUGGAGUUCGUGCGCUGGCUCAACAGCGAGAAGACGCCGAUGCACGAGGCGCAGUGGGUGGAGGAGGAGAGGGACGGCGUGGGCGUGGCGGUGGCGUGGCAGUGGAGCGGGGACGCGUACAGCGACAGCGUGGUGGGGUACGCCAACAGCAUCCGCACCUCCGAUGGCGGCACCCACCUCGACGGCGCCAAGGCCGCCUUCACCCGCACCCUCAACGCUGCCGCCCGCAAGCAACGCCUGCUCAAGGAGAAGGAGGAGAACCUGGCAGGCGAGCACCUGAGGGAGGGGCUCACGUGUGUGGUGGCCGUCAAAGUGGCCAACCCCGAGUUCGAAGGGCAGACCAAGACGCGGCUGGGCAAUCCAGGGGUGAGGAAGGUGGUGGACGGGGUGGUGAGCGAUGCGCUGGCAGCAUUCCUGGACGCCAACCCGGCAGCGUGUGAAGCCAUUCUUAGCAAGGCACUCGACGCCUACAAGGCUGCCGAAGCAGCAAAGAAGGCUCGGGAGCUGGUUCGGCGGAAGAGUGUGUUGAAGUCGGCCAUGCUGCCGGGCAAGCUGGCGGACUGCUCGUGUGAAGACCCCGCCAAGUCAGAGGUGUUCAUAGUGGAGGGGGACUCGGCCGGUGGCAGCACCAAGCAGGGCCGCGACAGACGCCUUCAGGCGGUGCUGCCGCUGCGCGGCAAGAUCCUGAACGUGGAGCGCAAGGACGAUGCGGCCAUCUACAAGAACCAGGAGCUGCAGAACCUCAUCCUCGGCCUCGGCCUCGGGCUAAGGGGCGAGGAGUUUGAUCAGAAGGUGCUGCGCUACCAUCGCAUCAUUCUGCUCACCGAUGCCGACGUGGACGGCGCUCACAUCCGCACGCUGCUCCUCACCUUCCUCUUCCGCUACCAGAGAGCGCUUUUUGAGAACGGCCAUGUCUAUGUGGGCGUGCCCCCGCUCUACAAGGUGGAGGUGGGGCGGCAAGCGCCAGUGUAUUGCUACAGCGAGGCGGAGCUGCAGGCGCACCUGCGCUCGCUGCCCCCGUCCGCGUCCCCAACCAUCCAGCGCUUCAAAGGGCUGGGCGAGAUGAUGCCGACACAGCUGUGGGAGACGACCCUGGACCCGAGCCAGAGGCGGCUGAAGCUGAUCACCGUGGACGAGGCGGCGCAGGCCAGUGUCACCCUCUCCGUGCUCAUGGGGGAUAAGGUGGGGCCGCGCAAGGAGUUGAUUCAGACUGUGGGAAGCAGGAUGGCAGCAGCUGGCAUGCUCGAUAUCUAG
This is a messenger RNA of Closterium sp. Naga37s-1, 2961 nucleotides long. The record is from the annotation of a GenBank genome assembly. NCBI's taxonomy places the organism in Eukaryota, Viridiplantae, Streptophyta, Zygnematophyceae, Desmidiales, Closteriaceae.